Populus nigra (black poplar) is the source of this 2728-nucleotide messenger RNA. RefSeq names its product probable RNA helicase SDE3. The coding region runs from base 449 to 2128 and encodes 559 amino acids. NCBI's taxonomy places the organism in Eukaryota, Viridiplantae, Streptophyta, Magnoliopsida, Malpighiales, Salicaceae. Gene Ontology annotation, molecular function: miRNA binding. The record is from RefSeq and is a predicted model, not a curated record. The transcript has 3 exons.
UAUCAGAUGCAGCUCUACUCCACCACAGAUAAAUAAUAAGUCAGUCCUUCUUUAAUAUAUUUUUUUGUUCCAUCACCCUUUCUUUGAUGCCUGCAUCCUACUUUCUAUCAUCAUUUAGUUCACCAGAAAAUGAAAAGCUGUGCUCAUCUAUUCCAUUUCCAUCUCAUCACUUGUAUUGAUCAUCUCACAAGAUUUCUGUUUAGAGUGGAGUCCAGAUACGAUACUGCGUGCUUUUCAAGUUUUAUGUUUUCUUCUUCUAAAAAUCCCAGUCCCCCAAUUUUCUAGCUAGCAAGUAUCAAAGAACUAGGGGAGUUUCACCCAUGGUGUUCUAGGGAAAUAAUUCGUGGAGAAGGCAAUCCCUGAUCGAAACUUUUGCUGUUAUUUUCUUGGGAACCAAACAGGAACUUUAAGUAUUUGGGUGUGUUUUUGUUGUAGAAGGUCAGUCAACAUGUCUGGGUGUCUUGAAUUCUUAAAGUGGGUGCUUGGUGUAGAAGAACAUGAAGAAGAUCUCCAUGUAGUGCUAGGUUCAAGGUCAACAAGUAAAACUCAUCCUACUGCUUUCCAUCCAUCCCCGUCUCCCAAACCACUCCCAUCAUUCCUUAAACCAGGAUCUUCAUCUUCUAAACCUUCUCCAUCUUUGCCUAAAGCAUCCCCAUCUUCUUCAGGACCAUCUUCAUCAUCCUCUAAACAGCCCCCAUCCUUCAAACCAACCCUGUCUCAGGUUUCCCCAGAUUCAAUUAACGAGCAGACAAAGGUCAGCUACAUGCGGGUUCAAAAGGGUAUGUCACCUGUAUAUGCGAUUCCUAAGGAUAUUGAGGACUUGAUCAAGAGAGACAAGGUGCCUGGAGUUCUUAAUGAACCGCUGUCUCUUUCGACAUACAAGCAUUAUUUUGCAGCACUUCUGUAUGCCGAAGACUUCUACAUUGAGAAAUGGAGUGAAUUUAAAUUGGAGAAGAUUACUCUCAAGUUGCAACGUGCAGAAAUCAUUAAGAAGUCACGCAGGAAUGAAUACCUCAAUGAAACUUAUGAGAAGGAUGAUAAGAUCUUUGUAGAAUUUGAGAUUGACUCUUGUUGUGAGAGACGGCCGUUUCUUUUGUCCAGAGACUUUGCCUUUGCACGACCUUCAGGUCAAAAGACCGAGCCAUGUCAGGGUAUUAUAUAUCGUGUGGAGAAGAGCACUCGUGUAGUGGUUGAAUUUGGUGAAGAUUUUCUUUUGCAGCAUCUUUCAACCUGUAAAUAUGAUGUUAGCUUCUCAUUUAACAGAGUUUGUUUGAAAAGGGCUCACCACGCUAUUGAAGCGGCUUCAGAUCCUUUAUUUAAAAGUUUUCUUUUCCCUGAUGGUGUCUCCAAAAAGAUAUUUCCAAUCUCUACACCUCUCCACUUUUGCAAUCAUAAUCUUGAUGGGUAUCAAAGCUCUGCAGUUCGUGAGAUUUUGAGCUUCCAAGGACCACCGCCUUAUAUUGUUGAAGGUCCACUCUGUUUAAACAAGUUUUCAGAACUAUCAAGGACUGGAUUGGUAAUCCAGGAAGCAGUGCUCCAAAUUUAUCAAAGCUCGUCAAAGCUUCGGAUUCUUAUAUGUGCACCCAUUAACAGAACAUGUGAUAUGCUGAUGCAAAGCUUAAACAAUGACAUUCCAGAGUCAGAUAUGUUUCGAGCAAAUGCUGCUUUUCGAGAGAUAGAUGGGGUGCCUAUUGACAUCCUACCAUCGUGUGCUUACAAAGGGGAGUGUUUUACGUGUCCAUCUCUUCAGGAGCUCCGGAAAUUUAGAGUAAUCUUGUCUACUUUUGUUAGUAGCUUUCGGCUGCGUAAUGAAGGGAUAGCUGCUGGUCAUUUUAGUCAUAUAUUUUUGGUUGAUGCUUCAUCAGCUACUGAGCCAGAAGCAAUGGUGCCUCUGGCGAAUUUGGCUAGUGAGGAGACAGCAGUGAUAGUUACUGGUGCACCAGGAAACCAUUCAGGCUGGGUUCGCUCCAACAUUGCAAGGAAGAAUGGACUAAUGACAUCCUACUUUGAAAGACUUCGCAAUAGCAAGCCAUACCGGAGUUUACUUCCACAGUUUAUCACACAGCUGGGUGAUCCCGAGAAAGAAUCAGUUGGUAAUUAUAGCUAUGCAUCUGUAUCUUAUGACUAAGGUGGUCUUCCAUAUCUGCAACGCCAUGAUACUCUUAACUCAUUGGAUUUCCUGUAAGCUUUCUCAUUGCCUGGUCUUGUGUAUAUAUGAGUGAAAUACGAAGAGAGUUCUUCUGUAAGUUGACUCAAAUUUACCGAUUGUUUGCUUGACUAGAAAAAUUCAAGUAGAAUAAUUUUCUUUCUUGUGGUUUAUUGCUUUCUGUUGUAGUGCUGUUUAUGUGGUGGUUUUGUUUUAAUCACUUAAAAAUUAAGUUCUGUUUUUUAUAUACUUAAAAAGUAGAGAAUUUAAUCUUCAAUCUCAAUCUCUGACACGAACUUGAUUCUAUCCUUUGGCAGUGGUUUCUGCUUUGUGGUAGAAGAAGAAGAAGACAUAGCAGCAGCAGCAGCACAAGAAGAGGUCUAAGAGAAGAAGAAGGUAAUGUGGAUACAAAAACCAUGUUUGUGUUUUGAGGACGAACAAGUUGUGACAACAAAAGUACAAGAGAAGCCACAAAAGGAGGUUUUUUUUGUUGAAUGUUUUUUUAGAUAAGGAAAUGAAUUUGGACACGAAGGGUGUGUGGCUUGUCACUUAUUUAUAUAGUGAUCACUAGUUUACAUGAAA